This is a messenger RNA of Habropoda laboriosa, 2595 nucleotides long. Its product is annotated as neprilysin-11-like. Gene Ontology annotation, molecular function: metalloendopeptidase activity. Gene Ontology annotation, cellular component: plasma membrane. The coding region runs from base 291 to 2585 and encodes 764 amino acids. Gene Ontology annotation, biological process: protein processing. The transcript has 17 exons. The record is from RefSeq and is a predicted model, not a curated record. NCBI's taxonomy places the organism in Eukaryota, Metazoa, Arthropoda, Insecta, Hymenoptera, Apidae.
AGUCGUAUCCUUCCACGAGAUUCGGCACCAUAGAUGUUGAAUAAAAAUCGCGACCGUAGAAACGUGAAAGGAAGCGGUAGAUAGUAGGUCGUAGGUGAUAAAAUGAUCAUGACGAGUGGUCCAAGUGAAUUUUUCAUUUGUACCUCAUUGACGAAUUAACUACGAAAUCGUCGCGAGAAGGCUUAAUGCGCGCCUCAAGAAGCGUCACGGAGAAGUAAAAGAGAACAGAGGACAGGCCGUGAUCGACGGAAGGGGAAGCCGAGGAGAAGAGACAAGAACCGGGACGGAAGAUGAGGUACAAGGUAAGCGAUCCCGAAGCGAACGACCAGGGUGAUGCAGCUGCGAACGAGAUGCCGAAGAAAGGAUCUGUGCUUUCUUGGCAUUACGGCCAGGCCAAGGAUGAGAAGAAUUUUGGCGGAAAGGAAAGGAAAUUGACGGUAAUCGUCGGUUUGUUAACAGUAACCGUAAUUACGCUGCUAGUCGUGUUAACCCUGCAGAUCGUCAUUUUUCGUACCGAGGAGUACAAAGAGAUGUGCCAGAGUGAAGAAUGCGUGAAGACAGCCGCCAGGGUAAUAGAAGCGAUGAACAGAUCCGUAGAUCCUUGCGAAGAUUUUUAUAAAUUCGCCUGCGGCGGUUGGAUCUCGAAGAAUCCGAUACCGCAAAGUCAAACUUCCUGGGAUCAAUUAAGCGUGCUGAGGGAACAGCUGUUGAAAAAUCUAACGAUUCUGCUGGAAGAAUCGGACGAGGGGAAUCAAUUGCGAUCCGUUCAAUUGGCUAGAGCUUUGUAUAGAACUUGUAUGGACACAGCAAGCCUGGAGGCUUUUGAAUUGAAGCCGAUUCACGAAACGCUAGCCACGCUUGGUCUACCAAAGGAUCCACCAUUGAACGACGAAGUCACGGCUCUAGAUCUUCCCAAGUUUGCUGGGACAGCGCUACGAAUGUUAGGCUUGAACAUAUUUCUAAAUUUCUACGUGACCGAAGAUAUACGAGAUACGACGAGACACAGAAUUAUGAUGGAACAAGUAUCGCCAGGUUAUAGCGAGCGUUAUCUGCUCGAUCCAUUGCGGUUUCAAACGGAAUUAAACGAAUACAAGAAGUAUAUUAAAGCUAUGAUGGAGCUGGCUGGCGCUGGUAAUAAAAGUGCCGAUUUUGCCGAUGAAAUCUUAAGCUUUACUACCAAAGUCGCGUAUAUCAUGGCGACGCCGGAAGAGAGACGUAGCGCGAAUCAUCGGAUUCACGAUGUAACGAUCGACAGAUUGCAACAGCUGACUGAUUUACGAAUGCAACAGUGGAAUUGGACGAGAUAUUUUGAAGCGGUGUUCAACCGGACGAACACCACGAUAAAUACCAGCGAGGAUCAUGUGAUCAUAUUGGAUCUACGCUAUUUGCAGAAACUGCCCGAAUUGCUAUCGGCCACUCCGACAUCUACGUUAGCUCGUUUCGUCUGGUGGAGCGUUUAUUCAACGGUUGCCCCGUUGACGUUACAACAAUUCCGGGAUCUAGGCUUUCGAUUCUCGCAGAAAGUUUUCGGCCUGAAAGAGAAGACACCGAGAUGGAAGGAGUGCACGGUAAACGUGAACACGAAUUUCGGCAUGGCUCUCAGUUAUAUUUACGCGAGGAAACACUUCGACGAUCAGGCCAGAGAAAAGGCAUUAGAAAUGUUGCUGGACAUCAGGGCUGCGUUCGACGAGAUGGUCGCUGAACUAGAUUGGAUGGACGUUGAGACGAGAGCUCGAGCGCACAGAAAGUUGCACGCAAUGAGACCGUUCGUAGGAAUUCCGGAAUGGAUCACCAAUUCGUCCAGGCUGGAAAAAUUUUACGAGGGGAUGGACGUUGUACCUGGACGAUUGUUCGACACGUUUCUGAUGCUGACUAACAAGAGCCUUACGAAGAGCUUGAACAGUCUGAGGGAAAAAGUGGACAAGAAUCGAUGGAUAACAGCUGGUACAACGGUGAACGCGUUUUACAGCCUGACAUUAAACUCAGUUACUUUUCCAGCCGGAAUUUUGCAUCCUCCGUUUUAUGGAAAUGGGUUAGAGUCAAUCAACUACGGUGCAAUGGGCGCGAUAAUGGGUCACGAGCUCACCCAUGGAUUCGACGAUCAAGGUCGUAGGUUCGACGAGAACGGGAACCUUCGGCAGUGGUGGAGUACCGAGACGUUGCAACAUUAUCAUGAAAAAGUCGAGUGUAUGAUUAAACAAUACAGCAGCUAUCACUUGCCGGAGCUGGGCAAUAAUUUUACGGUGAACGGCGUUAAUACACAAGGAGAGAACAUUGCCGAUAACGGUGGCAUACGAGAGGCUUAUAGAGCGUAUCAAAGGCUGAAAACGAGAAGCGUUAAUCGACAAGCUUUACCAGGUCUUGCCACGUAUACCCAAGAGCAAUUAUUUUUCGUAGGUUUCGCGCAAGUAUGGUGUGGAAACGACACGAAUGGCGCUUUGAAAUCUAAAUUGAUACAAGGAGUUCACGCGCCGAAUCAUUUCAGAGUUAUCGGAACUUUAUCGAAUAACGCAGAAUUCGCGAAAUCCUGGAAUUGUCCAGUUGGAAGUCCCAUGAAUCCACCUCACAAAUGUAUUCUGUGGUAAUUCGCACUCA